AUGCAAUCUAAUACUAUUGUCCGAUUAACUAUGGCCAUGUGCCUUGUCUUCCUACUUUUCACUACUGUUCUUUCCGAAUCUAGUUCAGCUGAUUCAAAAGCAGCAUCCAAUAAACGUGUUGUUCGAUCGGUAUUCAGUGAAUCCGAAGAUGAUAUCAACAAGUUUUGUCAACAGCUUUGUAUGAAUGAUCAAUUCUUGGCUAAACGUUUUAGAUCCUAUUUAAAACGCUUCGUUCAUGGUCGAUCAGUAAACGAUAACGUUGAACAACAAAAUGACGAAGACGAUCUCCUCGAAAAACGAUUUGUUCAUGGCAAACGUUUCGUUCACGGUUAA
Rotaria socialis is the source of this 333-nucleotide messenger RNA. NCBI's taxonomy places the organism in Eukaryota, Metazoa, Rotifera, Eurotatoria, Philodinida, Philodinidae. The record is from the annotation of a GenBank genome assembly.